Paramuricea clavata is the source of this 5797-nucleotide messenger RNA. Lineage: Eukaryota; Metazoa; Cnidaria; Anthozoa; Malacalcyonacea; Plexauridae. The record is from the annotation of a GenBank genome assembly.
AUGGGUCGUGGCUUUAGUUUUCGACUCUUGUAUCGAGUCGUUUUCUUUUCCUUCUGUCUGAUUUUCGCCUGUUUUUAUCAUGGCGGUGGUUCAGAGUUUGACAUGCGAGAAGAUGGAACAGAACCGAACAAAUUAAAGGAUGAAUUCAAAGGUAAAUCCUUGAAUGUUGACGUUUCUCUUGAACAAGUCGAACGCGUCUCUAACUUGACAGAAAAAUGCGAAACAAAUCGAUGGCCGCAAGGCGCGGAAGAAAACUUAUCUUUCAAAGAUGGUUAGAAAAGAUAAAAUUUGAAAAUGUGAGAAUGUUAGCACUUCAGAAGAAGUAAUGGUUAACUAUAAUUUAUUUUUAGGGACUGCGAUGAAAACACACCGAAGUGAAAGAAUACAAAAGAGCCCAGUAAACGUUCCACGCAAAGAAUCGACUGCCAUUACCUCCCAUUCAAAUGAGACAGAAUGGCAAAACGAUGGCAGCAAAAAUAUAUCUUCACUGGAAAAUCAAAUUUUUCACCAAAAUCGCUUGAGAGAAACAUCCCAAAGUGAAACGUUCGCUUCACUCACAACUCAACAUCUCCGGAACAGACGUGAAAUUCAUGCGAUCUUGGAAAGUCUGUCCGAAUGCGCCAAUUUUACUUAUACUAUAAAGUAUGAAGAUAAUUACAGAGUAUGGAAUAACUUUUCAAUGAUGUACCGAAGCCGAAUGUACCGUUAUAACGAGUACAGAGUAACGGACGAUGGUCUACAAGUUUGUAAUUCUUCUGACCCCCUUAUUAAACAAAGAUGGCGGGAUUUGAUUGCUCAGGAAAAGGAAGUGUUGGCUUCCAAAUAUUGUAAUGUAUCCAUGGACGCAUUUUACUACUCCAAUUACACAUUAUACACAAAUUUUACUGUUUUCUUCAAACCUACUGAGCAGAGUUUCAGAAGGCAAGAUUACGGAGUGACGUUUGGAUAUUUUACAAUUUGUUCUGCAAAACUUAGUCUGUCCUGCAAUGAUUAUUUGGUUAAAGUGAAAUACGGUGAUCGGUACAACGUUUUGCAAAACUUUUCGCUGUUUUACAACAACAAGAUAUACGAUUAUCGCGAAUAUCGACUCGGAAACGAAGGUCUUGAAAUGUGUGCUUCCAAUGAUACAAGAAUUCGGGCCAUUUGGAGAACUCGAACUUCGUGGGAAAGGUUUAAAGACCAGUAUACAUGCCGCGGAUCUGUUGAUAAAUUAUCAGAUGCAAGGUACUAUACCGUGAAUAAACAGCUCACUGUCUAUUACGCAGCUAGGAGUCAAUAUAUCACGAGAAAUGACUAUGGGGUCAAAAACGGUAAACCUUAUAUAUGCAAAGAAAAGUUGAGACCAACAUCAACAGAGUAUACUAAGGAAGAUCUAUUAAUGUGCAACGAUUCAAUCCUCAAUAUAAAAUACGAUGAUGAAUACAAAGUUCGGACUGACUUUUCAAUACUCUAUAAGAACAAGGUGUACAAUUAUACUGAGUAUCGAGUUCUGAAUGAUAGCAUAAAGAUUUGUAAUUCCACUGAUAACGAUGUAAGGAAUAUUUGGAAACUGCGUAAUGACUGGGUAAAGGCGAGAAUGCAUUAUAAAAGUUGCAUUAAACCCAUUAGAACCGGUUUGUUAACUCGAAAGUAUUACACUGUGAAUAAGCAGUUCACUGUCUAUUCGGGAGGUGAUGGUCAAUAUUUCACAAGAAAUGGCUAUGGGGUGCAAAACGCCAAACUUUAUAUAUGCGAAGAAAAGUUCAGACCCACAUCAACACACUAUACCCAGGAAGAUCUAUUAAUGUGCAACGAUUCAAUCAUCAAUAUGAAAUACGACAAUGAAUACAAAGUUCGGACUGAUUUUUCAAUACUCUAUAAGAACAAGGUGUACGAUUAUACAGAGUAUCGAGUUCUGAAUGAUGGCAUCAAGAUUUGUAACUCCACUGAUAACUACCUAAGGAAUAUUUGGAAAGUACGCAAUAAGUGGGUAAAGGCGACAAUGCAUUAUAAAAGUUGCAAUAAACCAACAAGAGCCUUUUGGUUUUACCAAGAGUAUUACACUGUGAAUAAGCAGUUCACUGUCUAUUCGGGAGAAAAUGGUCAAUAUUUAGCAAGAAAUGAGUAUGCGGUGCAAGACGCCAAACUUUAUAUAUGUACAGAAAAGCUGAGACCCAUAUCAACCGAGUAUACCCAGGAGGAUCUAUUAAUGUGCAACGAUUCAAUCAUCAAUAUAAAAUACGAUAACGAAUACACAGUUCGGACUGACUUUUCAAUACUCUAUAAGAACAAGGCGUACGAUUAUACCGAGUAUCGAGUUCUGAAUGAUAGCAUAAAGAUUUGUAACUCCACUGAUAACUACGUACGGAAUAUUUGGAAAGUACGCAAUAAAUGGGUAAUGGCGACAAUGCUUUACAAAAGUUGCAUUAAACCCACUAGAACCUUUUGGUUGCACAGAAAGUAUUACACUGUGAAUAAGCAGUUCACUGUCUAUUACGUAUCUAGGAAUCAAUAUUUCACAAGAAAUGACUAUGGAGUGGAAAACGGUAAACCUUAUAUAUGCAAAGAACAGUUCAGACCCAUAUCAACAGAGUAUACCCAGGAAGAUCUAUUAAUGUGCAACGAUUCAAUCACCAAUAUAAAAUACGAUGAUAAAUACAAAGUUCGCACUGACUUUUCAAUAUUUUAUAAGAACAAGGUGUACGAUUAUACUGAGUAUCGAGUUCUGAAUGAUAGCAUAAAGAUUUGUAACUCCACUGAUAACUACGUACGGAAUAUUUGGAAAGUACGCAAUAAAUGGGUAAAGGCGACAAUGCAUGAAAAAAGUUGCAAUAAACCCAAUAGAAACUUUUGGUUGUACCGAACGUAUUACACUGUGAAUAAGCAGUUCACUGUCUAUUCCGCCCCUCGGAGUCAAUAUUUCACAAUAAAUGACUAUGGGGUCGAAUACGCCAAACUUUAUAUAUGCGAGGAAAAGUUCGGACCCACAUCAUCAGAGUAUACCAUGCAGGAAGAUCUAUUAAUGUGCAACGAUUCAAUUAUCAAUAUAAAACACGAAGAUGAAUACAAAGUUCGGACUGACUUUUCAAUACUCUAUAAGAACAAAGUGUACAAUUAUACUGAGUAUCGAAUUCUGAAUGAUAGCAUCAAGAUUUGUAACUCCACUGAUAACUACGUAAGGAAUAUUUGGAAAGUACGCAAUAAAUGGGUAAAGGCGACAAUGCAUUACAAAAGUUGCAAUAAACCCAUUAGAAUCUCUUCGUUGUACCGAGAGUAUUACACUGUGAAUAAGCAGUUCACUGUCUAUUCUGGAGGUAAUGGUCAAUAUUUAACAAGAAAUGACUAUUGGGUGGGAAACGCUGAACUUUAUAUAUGCAUAGAAAAGUUGAGACCCGCAUCAAGAAAGUAUACCCAGGAAGAUCUAUUAAUGUGCAACGAUUCAAUCGUCAAUAUAAAAUACAAUGAUGAAUACACAGUUCGGACUGACUUUUCAAUACUUUAUAAGAACAUUGUGUACGAUUAUACUGAGUAUCGAUCGAUUCUGAAUGAUGGCAUAAAGAUUUGUAACUCCACUGAUAACUACGUAAGGAAUAUUUGGAAAGUACGCAAUAAAUGGGUAAAGGCGACAAUGCAUUAUAAAAGUUGCAAUAAACCCAUCACAUACAUUCAGUUUGACCGAUGGGAAUACACCGUGCUUAAGGAUUUUGAAAUUCUGAUUUCGGCAACAAAGAAGCUGAUAACAGAGUACGGUUAUGACGUAAUUGAAGGUAAACUUAUAACAUGUGUGACCGAAUGCGCCAAUUUUACCUUCACUAUAAAAUAUGAAGAUGAAUACAGAGUAUGGAACAACUUCUCAAUGAUGUACCAAGGUCGAAUGUACUCAUAUGAUGAGUACAGAAUAACGGAUGAUGGUCUACAAGUUUGUAAUUCUUCUGACCGUCUCAUUAAAGAAAAAUGGCGGAAUUUCAUUGUUUCAGAAAAGAUAACGAUAGCUUUCAAACAUUGUAAUGCAUCGGUGGACGGUUUUUACUUCGAAAAUUACACAUUACAUACAAACUUUACUGUUUUCCUCAAACCUACGAAUCAAAAUUUCCCAAGGCAAGAUUACGGAGUUAUUUUGGGGUAUUUUGCAAUUUGUUCGGCAAAGCUUAGAUUCUCCUGUAAUGAUGAUUUGAUCAAAGUAAAGUACGGUGAACAAUACAAUGUUUUUAAAAACUUUUCGCUGGUUUACAACAAGAAGAUAUACGAUUAUCGCGAAUACCGAUUCAGCCACGACAGUCUUGAAAUGUGUGGUUCCAAUGAUUCAACAGUUCAAGCCAUUUGGAGAACGCGAAAUUCGUGGCAAAAGUCAUUACCCGCAUCCUGUUAUCGUUCUUAUAAAUUAAAUGCAAGAUACUACACUGUGACAAAGCAGUUUGCUGUGUAUUCGGCAGAUAACGGUCAAUAUUUCAAAAGAAAUGACUAUGCGGUGAUAGACAGCAAACCUUAUGUAUGCGGCAAGGAAAACUUGAGACCAAUUUACGUAAUUACAAACUUUAAGAUUAUUAUAGCACCAUUAUGUGCUUUAGCGCUUUCUAUUAUUUCUUUGCUAUUGUUGUUGAUAGUUUACUGCAUGCUUCCAGAACUGCGCACACUUCCUGGUUUGAAUUUAAUGAGUUUAAGCUUCGCCUUGCUGUUGUGGCAGAUUUACCUUGUAGUAUUUUUGUCGCUGUAUUCUCAUGUAGGUAAACUGUUUGAGAUACCGUGUGCUAGGCUGUUUGUAGUAAAUAAGUUUAUGACGUACAGUAUAAUUAUGAAUGCUGCGGUUAAUAUCUAUCACUUAAGAAAAACCUUUUGUGGUAAUACUUUGGUGAAAUCUGAUGAACUGAAGAAGUGGAACAGGUUUUUGAAGUAUAGUUUCUUUAGCUGGGGGGUUCCCGUCAUUAUAACGAUUGUUUACAUUGUACUAGUAAAGGAAGAUGUUCUAAGGUUUGAUCAACAUAUUGCGUCUGUGAAGAACGAUGUUCAGUCUAGUUCAAGGUUUUAUCAACGCAUUGUAUUUGCGAAUGGAAGUCAUGGAGAUGCGACGGCAAAUGAAAUAAGGAUUUAUCAACGUAUUGCAUCCUUCAAGAAAAAUGUGCAGUCAAAGUUUAAUCAAAGCACUGUACGUUGGAAGGAGGAUGCGACGGAAGAUGAUGGAAGGAUUUAUCAACCUAUUGUAUCUUUAAAGAAAGAUGCCCAGCCAGAGUUAAGAGUUGAUCAAAGCACUGUGGAAGAUGAUGCAAAGAUUUAUCAACCUAUUGUAUCUUUGAAGAAAGAUGUUCAGUCAAGCUUAAAGUUUUAUGAACGCAUUGUAUUCGAGAAUGGAGAUGGGAAGGAAGAUGACGCAAGGAUUUAUCAACAGAUCUCUGGAGAUUGUAUCAAUGGUCGAAUUACUCCUGAUUGGUCAGCUGCUGUUGAUGUAUAUGGCCUUCAAGGUUGUCUUUUGUUGUACAUUAUUGGAAUGUUCAUCUUCACUGCUUAUCGAAUUCGCCAAAAACUCAAGGCAAGCAGGAACAUUGCACAGAAAUCGAAUGUUGUUAAGCGUCGUAAAUUUGUCAUAUUGCUCAAGUUGUCAACCACUACAGCCUUAAGUUAUUGGUUUCCUCUCUUCAUAUCUAGAAUCGUGGAUUUUGAUUUCGACAUAAAGAUAGUGUUGUAUACUGUAACAUUGCUUACUGGUGCCUACAUUGGUAUUGCGUUUGUCUUCACACGAAGAAAUUAUCAGUUGCUCAAGAAAAAAUAUUUCCCAGCAAACAAUAAGCCGGCAGUUAACGAACUUCCGCUGAAUAGAUUAUAG